CAGCUUUUCUGCUGUCUUGCUCAGAUGGAAGCAAACCCCCAUUCUGAACAGGGGAUUCUCAGUGAGGCUUACCCCACUGGCUGGCUGAGAUGUUAUCAAGUUAACCAGCAUUUCUAAAUAAUGAAAUGCAUUUUGCAGUUAUGAAAGUUCCUGCUUUCCCUCCACCCUGAACUGUUUUGAAACCCUUUCGAAGGGAGCUGUCAUCUUAUUGGGCUGAAAAGAUGGCACUUCUUAAAUUGUUUCAGAUUUAUGUGAGGCUCUCACUGCUGUCUUGAUGUCUCAUUUGUUUCUUUCCCAUCUAAUGCUUAAAUUGCUGAUCUCAGGUUUUCUCUUUAUUAGAAUGAAGAAUCCCUCAAUAGUUGGAGUCCUGUGCACAGAUUCACAAGGCCUGAACCUUGGCUGUCGUGGAACUCUUUCAGAUGAACAUGCAGGUGUGAUAUCAGUUCUAGCCCAGCAGGCAGCCAAACUAACUUCAGAUCCUACUGAUGUUCCUGUUGUGUGUCUGGAGUCAGAUAAUGGGAACAUCAUGAUCCAGAAGCAUGACAGCAUCACUGUGGCAGUGCACAAAAUGGCAUCUUGACCUUUCAUACAUCUGCUUGGUUCUUUUCCACCCUUGGACCAACUCUUUGUUGUUGGACUGAUCUAUUUCCUCUGCUGAUCUCAUACAGAAAGUGCUUGCAGAACUAAUUCUGGGCCAAUCUUAAAUAUGUGGUAGCUUCCCUCCUUAUUUAAACUGGUACUGUACACUUCAGUCAGGGUCUAACUUCCAGCACAGCCCAGAACUUACUGUCAAGCAUGGAAUGUGGUUUAACUUAUCUUGCUUGUGUAAUGAUCAAAUACCCUAACCUGUGGCCUUACUUGUUGACUUCAAUAAAUUAUCUGAGAUGAAAUA
This is a messenger RNA of Trachemys scripta elegans, 892 nucleotides long. It is a transcript of the gene LAMTOR5, whose product is annotated as late endosomal/lysosomal adaptor, MAPK and MTOR activator 5. Gene Ontology annotation, molecular function: guanyl-nucleotide exchange factor activity. Gene Ontology annotation, cellular component: lysosome; Ragulator complex; cytoplasm. NCBI's taxonomy places the organism in Eukaryota, Metazoa, Chordata, Testudines, Emydidae. The transcript is spliced from 3 exons. Bases 275 to 580 code for a protein of 101 amino acids. The record is from RefSeq and is a predicted model, not a curated record. Gene Ontology annotation, biological process: cellular response to amino acid stimulus; positive regulation of TORC1 signaling.